Molecule: messenger RNA, 2969 nt
Organism: Mytilus trossulus (common blue mussel)
Lineage: Eukaryota; Metazoa; Mollusca; Bivalvia; Mytilida; Mytilidae
Exons: 5
Coding region: 133-2820 (895 amino acids)
Molecular function (GO): protein binding
Source: RefSeq, a predicted model, not a curated record
UGUAUUUGGUUUGCACUUAUGAGACGUAAACACAGACAUUGGAUUAUCACUGGAGCAACAUUGUCAUCAUCCACUGAUGCUAUUUUCUAGUAACAUUUGUUGUCAUACUGCAAAAUUUAUAAAGCUUUAAGAAUGUCUGCAGCCAUACCUAAGGAAGAAUCAAACUAUCUGAGGUUCUAUUAUCUGAUGAUGAAGGUAGCACCCAAGGCAGUUAGAAUUAAAUUUAACACAGAAUUUUCUCCUAUUCUAUUACACAAGACUUUAAACCAGAAAAAAGUUGAGCUUUGCAAUCUGAAGAGGGAUAGAGUUAUCAGUGCAGCCCAAUGGGAACGUUUAUUUCCAAGAACUGGUACAGCAUCAUCUGAGAACUUUGACUGCUCACUAAUGAUCUGUUUAUUAAGGAAUCUUGCUGAUAUACCUAUAGUAGAUAUACAUCCUGAUCCCAACAGUACAACAGAUGGAGCAAACCUAUCUAGAUUAAAGUAUUUCAGGAACCAGUUUGCACAUCCCACUGAUUGUACAAUGUCUGAUGAAAUCUUUGAAAUAAAGUGGAAAGAAAUAAGUGAGACGAUUGAGAGAAUAGGUGGAAACCAAUUUAAACAGACUUGUAAGGAAGCAAAGGUGACAAAGUUAGAUGAGAAUGACAAAGACUUUCUACUAGAAUUGAAAAACAGUAAAAGGAAAGAGCCAAUGUCAGAAGGACUUUGUAACAUUAACAAAGAAAUUAUAGAAGAGUGGAAGGCAGAAAAAGGCAAAGUUAUUGAAACAAAAGCAAUCAAAGAGUUAUCAAGAUUAGUUAAAGAAGAAAAAAUUGUAGCUGUAAUUGGACCUUCAGGUUGUGGUAAAUCCACAGCCAUCCACCAAAUUGCUUUAAAUCUUAAUGAGGCAGAUAAUUAUGCUAUAGUUCCUGUUGCUUUUGCUUCAGAGUUGGUUGAAUUGUAUGAUCCAAGUAUGAAACAGAUUUUUGUAUAUGAUGAUGUUUUUGGUAAGUUUUCAGUUGAUUUGCAGUUAGUAUCUGGUUGGACAACUCUAUCUAAGAAAAUAAGGAAGAUUUUAGCAAAGACCCAUGUCAAAGUUGUAAUGUCAUCAAGGUCACAAGUCUUUAAGCAAAGACAAGUUAGGAAUAUUAAGAUACUUCAAACCAAUGUUUGUGAUUUUACUUCAUCAGAAUAUGCUAUGACAAGUGAAGAAAGGAGGUCAAUAGCUGAUAUUUACCUGCCAAGUAAAGAAGUUGAGAAUUUGAAAUUAUUACCUGACUCUGACUGUUUCCAUUUUUUCCCCUUGCUGUGUCAACUGUAUUCAAGGAACCCUUCUGUUGAAAUACAACGAUUCUUUUCGAAUCCAGUUGAGGUUAUCAAAGAUGAUUUGUCAAUGAUAAUGGAAGCGAAUGACCAGACAACAUAUGGAACAUUAGCUUUGUUUGUUUUGUUCAAUAAUUGUAUAAGUGAUAAUAUGUUGAAUAGAAAUGGAAAGUUUAGACAUAUUUUGCAUGAAGUUUCACAACAAUGUAUUAUGCAGUCAAAUUUUUCAGAAAAAGUUGUUGAAUCUCAGUUAGAUAGUUUAAUCUCAUCAUAUGUGAAAAAGGUUGGUUGUCAAUAUAGCAUAAUUCAUGACAAAAUAUUUGAUAUUACUGUAUCAUUUUACGGUCAAAAUAUGUUUGAUGUUGUUCUCGAAUUAGCUCAUGCUGAGAUCAUUCGGGACAGGUUUUAUUUUGAAAUACUGGAAGAAAGUUUGAGUGAAUGUAUUAUCAAAGUACCAUCUCAUAAGGAAUCUGAUUACUUAAGUCGCUUAUGCAAAGACAUCAACAAUGGUGAUUCAAAAUAUGUUUUCUCAAAUAGACAAUUAGAAUUUAAAACCUUUAGAGAUAUUUUGAUAAUAUACCUGGAGAAAAAUAUAGACAUUUUAGAUGAAACUUUAAAGGAAUUAUCAGAAAGUUUUGAAUCACCUAUGUUAGAUGUAGCUGGUCAAGGCUAUUGUGAUCUAGCAAACAUGUUAAUAAGAAUGGGACUUAGUGUAAAUCCACGUGAUCAGGAAGGUAGAACACCAUUAUAUAGAGCAUCAGCAUCUGGUCAAGAAGAUAUGGUGAGCUUAUUGUUGAAAAACCAAGGUGAUUAUAAGUUAGCUAGACAUGAUUCCCUGAAUGAGGGAGAGUCACCAUUAUUUGUAGCAUCUAAAAAAGGUCACAAAAAUGUUGUUAACUUAUUUUUAGAUUAUGAAUGUGAUCCAAAUAUUUGUACUGAUAGUAACGAAUCUAGUAUUCAUAUAGCUGCACAAAAUGGGCAUCUAGACAUUGUGAAAGUUUUGUUGAAGAAGAAGGCAAAUCCUAAUUUGGAAGCUGUGCAUGGUGUGACGCCUCUCUAUAAAGCAGCAGAAGAGGGGCAUUUUGGUGUUGUAAAAUAUUUGUUAGAACACCGAGCUGAUCCAAACAAAAUUACUGCAGAUGUGGAAUCUCCACUUUUCAUUGCUGCUAAAAGGGGACAUUUUGAAAUUGUUCAGAUUUUGCUUGAAUAUGGAUCAAAUGAAACAACAAAUAGAUGUACUUUAGAUGGAAUGUCUCCUCUUUAUAUAGCUUCAAGGGAGGGUCACACAAAUAUUGUAAAACUUCUGUUAAAAAAGGGGGCAAACACAAAAAAAUCUAGUUGUACUAUUUUGUCACCGUUGCAUGCCGCAACAGACAUGAGGCAUAAUGAUAUAGUUAAAUUGUUACUUAAUCACAAGGCUGAUCCUUCUCAUUGUAAUCAGCAUGGGGUAUCUCCAAUGAUGGCUGCAUCUCAGAGGGGAUAUGAAGAGACUGCUGAAAUUUUGAGACAAACAUUGUAAAUUAAUAUUUUGGGAGUAAUAGAGUACUUAUAGAAUUUUUAUUGAUUAUCACAUUUGUAAAAAUCAAAUUUCUGUUGAUUAUCAAAUUUUAAUUGAGUAGUAUCCUGUUAGAGAUUAUAUUUAUAUUUUUUUGUUUUUAUUGUAAAGUA